AUGGCCGCACAUGAGGGAAGCCAGGCCAGCGAACCUGAGGAGGUCAGGCCUGCAGAGCUGUGCAGGCUGACGGCUGCCACCACAGGCCGUGUGCUGAUGCGGAAGAAAACGGAAGGGAGGCCGGGAAACUGGGAGUCUGUUGAUCUGUUGGUUCGAGUCGACUUGUGGUGGAUCGCUGCACGACCACACAAGGCGUGCCCUAAAAAUGUGACAGCAUGGCAGAAGGGGGAUCGCAUCAGCUUGCUCAGGGGUGAGACCCAGGUGGCACACAUCGAAGGCGAAGAUGAGUGGUCUGUGGCCAAUGGGGAUGAUAGGCAGGAGUUCAAAGCUGUAUCGACAGCUGAGGCAGCCCGAUGGGUGGCUGCCUUGCUUCGUAGAGUGUGUUCAUGGAGUGAACUGCUACAAGACAGAGAAGCCGUGGAGCAGGGGCUGCCAGAUGACAGCUGCCAAUGCGAUGAAGUGCCUGGCCCCAUCCCUCUGGUUCAAUUGGAAGCCACUCAGGAGAUGGUGAAGGCACUGGGAGUGGCUGCAACCUUCACAAAAGAGGUGCUGGGGGCGAUGCCCAUCGCUGGGCCGGUUCUGUCUCUGCUGGGAUUUGCAUUGGAGGUGGUUCAUCGGGAUGUGGCCGAUUUUGAGGGGCUUCGCCCAGCAAAGUCAGCACUUGAGGAAGUGGCAAAGCUGACGAUUCAGACUCUGCACAGGGCACUGAAGAUGAGAGAUGAAGAAUAUGAACAGGAGCUUUUGAAUGUACUGCAGAUGAUCGAAAGCACUGCGCGAAUGCUCGAGAGUCAUGAACACAGGUCUGCAUGGAGGAGGACCAAGCAGGCAGUAUUGAAAUCGGGCAGAGGGCCAUCGGCUGUUCUGGAGCUGCUGAAGCAGUGUCAAGAACGCCUCAAUACCCUCAAGAUCCACCAACUGGAGAAGCUUCAGAUUUUAGGGCUCAAAAGACAGGAGGACAUGUGUGAGAACUUGGAGGACAUGCAUGAGAACUGGGAGGGCAUGCAUGAGAAUUGGGAGGACAUGCAUGAGAACUUGGAGGACAUGCACAAGAACUUGGAGGCAGUAAACAAGAAGCAAGAGGUUCUUCUGGCAAACCAAAAGAAGAUUAUGGCUCAGAGCAGUCUUGCCCGAAGGAACUGCUGCUCCCCUUCACACAUUCCACCUGCACUAGACACGGUAGCUCUAGACAACCAGUUGUGUGUAGUCAGGAACAUGUUGUUGCAGAGCACAACAACUUACGUGGUCAUUUGGGGCAUGGGGGGCAUUGGGAAGACCACAUUGGCAAGGGCGCUCGUCAAUGACUCUGUGGUUCGCAAGGAGUUCGAAAAAUGUAGUUUUGUGACAAUAUCACAGAACCCCAACAUCACUCAUUGUCAGAAACAGAUAUGGGAUGCCCUUGUAGCCACAAAAGAUGGUGUGCAGUUUACCACUCCUGAAGAGGGCAGGUUGCGACUGCAGGCAGCAUUGAAAGACGAGGGUAUGUUCAUUGUUCUGGACGAUGUGUGGGAUGCCACUCAUGUUGAACAACUUGAUGUUGUGUCUUCAAAGAGCCGAGUCCUCAUCACUUCGCGAAAUGAGAAAGUUGCAACAUGUGUGAGAGCGAGGCGCUAUGCUGUUGUGGCACUUGAUGAGUCUGAGUCGAUGGAGCUCUUUUGCAAGGAAGCCUUUGUAAGUGGACAGCCCUUGAAGUGGCAGAUGGCAUAUGUCAAGGAGAUUGUGCAGGAGUGUGGUGGUCUCCCUCUUGCAUUGAAGGUCAUGGGAGCAGAAGCCAGAGGCUAUGGCCCAGGAGAAGAAGGGGGAUCGGCGCCCAAGCCCUCACAAAAGAGAAAGUGGCGAAGCGCAGUUGAGGGCAUAAAGUCAGAUGGAGUGGUGUCGAGUGGCGUGUUUGACAGAGUUUUCAAGAUGAGCUUCGAUUCCCUGAAAGCUCAGCAUCGAGCUGCCUUGCUUGAUUUGGCAAUGUUACCUGAAGACCACGAAGCAAGGGAGUCUGAUUUGGUGGAUAUGCAGUAUUGCAAUGGCUUGAGUACUAAUGAAGCAUACAAGGUGCUGGAAGAUUUGGCUGCAAAAUCCUUGAUCAUUCGCACUGGAAAGUACGAAUUGGAUGUAUAUGAGUUUCAGUCCACUGGUUUUGUGACCUGCCGCUUGCACGAUGUGGUGCGCGACAGUGCGUUGAGAAUGAUUGCUGAGUUGCCCAUUGCAGAACGCCCCCGCUUGGUGUCAUCCCACCUGAAGGAGUUGGCUUUUAAAGGUGUGAGAUUGUCUACAGCAAAAAUCUCCACAACGCACAGCAUUGGGCAAGACAAAAAACUGGAUUUGCAGCAGUUGGAUGUGCCUGAAUUGCAGUCCCUUGUGCUGAGAAAUGCAGAGAUGUUGGAGUUGCCUGCAUCCCUAUUGACAAUGAACCUGGUAGUCAUCGAUUUGACAUCUUCGGGAAUGGUCAGCCUGCUUGCCCAGGUGACAUGCCUUCAAUAUGCAAAGGUACUGCGUUUGGAUUAUUGUGACAAGUUGGUGUGUCUGCCAAGUGAAAUGGGCAAUAUGCAACAGCUCUCAGUGCUGUCUAUGCGGGGAUGCCGUGGCAUCUUUGAAUUGCCAAGUUCAGUAGGCAGACUGUCAAAUUUGACAAAGCUGCUCAUGCCCAGCUGUGGAAUUGCACACUUUCUGGCAAUUGAAGAGGGCUGUUUGCAGAGUUUGACCAUGCUGGACCUGAGCAGGUGUUUUGGCCUAAAGUGCUUGCCUCCAAGUUUGGGAGAAUUGGGCAGUUUGGUGGCGCUGGACUUGGGUGGGUGCUGGCAACUGACCUCCCUGCCAUCUACCAUAGGGCAGUUGGCAAACUUAGAGGUUCUGCUUUUGCAUGGAUGCGAAAGUCUUGAGGAAUUGCCAAGUGCAGUAACCUCCCUUGGGCACUUGGCAGAGUUGGAUGUCCAGGGAUGCACCAAGCUGACAUGUCUCCCUGAAGGUCUUGCUGAUGGUUGCCAAGAGCUGGGAAUAUUGCGCCUUCAGCUCAAUUCAGCAAUGGCCUUCCCAGAGUUUGUGGUGGAUUUUGAGCAGCUGCUGGUGUUGGGAUUGCAUAAGGACUGGACACUGCCAAGCACUGUGAGUGAGACACUGCAGGACGAGCAGGUGUCCUUGGAGCAGGAGCCAACAGAGGAGUACAGGUCCACAGAAUAUGUGGACAGAGACACCCCACUUCACUGGGCAGCUGAUCUGGGUCUGACAGAAAUGCUGACGUUUCAUCUGAGAGAGACCAGUGUGGACAAUAGGAGCCGG
Ostreobium quekettii is the source of this 3267-nucleotide messenger RNA. Lineage: Eukaryota; Viridiplantae; Chlorophyta; Ulvophyceae; Bryopsidales; Ostreobiaceae. The record is from the annotation of a GenBank genome assembly.